Messenger RNA from Corticium candelabrum, 1743 nucleotides. RefSeq names its product keratin-associated protein 9-1-like. Lineage: Eukaryota; Metazoa; Porifera; Homoscleromorpha; Homosclerophorida; Plakinidae. The transcript is spliced from 10 exons. The record is from RefSeq and is a predicted model, not a curated record. Bases 23 to 1480 code for a protein of 485 amino acids.
CACGUGCCUCUCAGUUUUGACAAUGGCUCGUUUGUGCUCCCGUUUGAUCUGUACUGUGACGCUUUUCAGCGUACUGUCUGUGACACUGAAUGUCUCGGAUGCCAAGCCUCUAUCACUGACGCGCAGCAAGAGACAAUCUGAUUGCAACAAUACGUACAGCCAAUGUGAAUGCGGCGUGCAAUAUCGAGCUGUGUUGGACAAAGUGGGAACGUCGACGGUAACAUCACGAGUGGAAUACAAAUUGUGUCGAAUGACAUGUCCGUCAGGAGAGCAACAGCCUCUACCUCGGCUGACGAAAUUAACGGCGUCAGCAUCAUCUUACCAAUUGCAAUGCAGUUGUAAGGCUGGAUUUCAGUAUCAUCAACGAACAGGAUGUUGUCGAAAUGCGUGUCACAAUCUUAACUGCAAGUCUUAUCAGAAAUGUUCAGUGCGUUUGAGUGCUGUCUACUGCGAGGACACCUGUACUGGAUAUCCUAAUUGUGGACAGGGACAGGAGUGUUACUUGAGGGCAGGCACUACGUGUCACUAUGUCGGAGGAGUAACAGUGUGUCCACAAAUUGCAGCCUGCAGAUAUACAGAUCCUUGUUUUCAGUGUAAAUCUUAUCAACGGUGUAUUCGUGGACUUCGUAAUGUAAUUUGUGAAGAUACCUGUGAGGGAUAUCCUGGAUGCAAGAAAGGCGAGGAAUGCUACUUGUAUCGACCUUCAUUUUGCUACUUUGGAUCCUGUCAAAACAUUGCUGCAUGUAGACGUAUAGAUCCUUGUGCCACUGUGCAAUGCACUUAUUAUCAAUCAUGCCAUGUUCAUAAUGGAACUGGAUACUGUCGUGAUUCGUGCUUUAGGAAUGGUCCGUGCCACAGCAAUCGGCAAUGCCAACUAGUCGAUCAAAACUGUAAUGGCCGACUACCAUGUCCAAAAAGAGCAGUGUGUGGAAAGCCAGCGUGUGCAGGUUACACAUACACUCUUCGAACAAACAGGAGACAGAGCAUUGUUAAUUAUCCUCAAAGGCGAAUUACAUCUUGUGGACAAUUUGAAGGCUCAUUUACCUUAAUUGCAACGAAUGGUCUCUGUAUUAAAGUCACAGCAGAUUUGGGAUCUAGAGACACAAAGAGUGGAGAGCUGAUUCGAGUGCAUGAUGGUGACAUCAACAGCCGACAGCUUUUUCAAGGGUCAAGUCUACGAGGAGUAAAUGUUGUGUCAUCAAGUUAUAUCAUAACAGUUGUGUUUAAAAGUCCUGAUAUUGAGCUAUCAAAUGGAUUGGGUCUUCGCAUUGAAUUGCAAGGACAAUGCAAUUAUGUAUCGUACUCGCAAUUAGUCACAACACCAAGGGCUCAAACAUCAGUCUUGACGGCAACUUCACCUCCAAUAACUGAAGGGGCCACUGCUUGUUUGGAUGCUUGUCCCACACCGAGAAUUGGCUGUGUACUGUAUAGGCUAAAUGAGGGUGACUGCUGUCCGACUGGGGAAGUUUGUUUCGUCUAGCACAACCAGCUCAAUAAUGACGAUUGGAUUAUACUUGAUCGAGCUGGAUGGAAACUCAGAAGAAACGCAAGUAGUGUGUACUGAUCUUUUAGUUUUAUCAUUGAUAUCCUAGAGCUCAACUACCUACAGUGCAGUUGUAAGCUGUUCUGCACACAUGGAGACUCUAGCUAGAGUUGUUUUGUUCAUUGUAGUCUGUACUGCAGUGACUAACGCAUCUUAUUACAGAAAUAGGACGAGAGCAAACAUUUUCUAGAGGCCUAUAA